AUGAUUGAACUCAGCAAGCGCAAGUACAUCAACAACUCGUCGUCUUUUUGGCAAUACACGGAUUCUACGGAGUUGCCGGUUCUCACGUUUCAAGAUGAGACCGAAUGCAGUACUCGAGUGAGAGUCUCAGAAACACUCUGGCUCCAACAGACUUUAACUGACAUAAUACCACUGUGUUCAUCCUUUGACGGGGACCGAGGAGAAACUUCAAGCGAAGCUACUAAUAGUGCCUUGACAAGGGUUCACUUGGUACGGUUGCGUAAGAACAAAUGCAUCCGCAAGGUUGCUCCGUGGAAAUUUGGGAUCCAACAGCUUCCAAGUGUACAACAAAGCUCGCUUUCCAUACAAUCACAGGGUAAUGCAACCAUGGUCACGAACCGCGUGCAACGCAAAGACUCUCAGAUGAGAUACAAUAGAUCAAGUCGGUGCGAUCGUCGGCACGGCCAGAAGUCCCCUAAUGCUAGUUUAACUUGA
Molecule: messenger RNA, 474 nt
Organism: Pochonia chlamydosporia 170
Lineage: Eukaryota; Fungi; Ascomycota; Sordariomycetes; Hypocreales; Clavicipitaceae
Exons: 1
Coding region: 1-474 (157 amino acids)
Source: RefSeq, a predicted model, not a curated record